Molecule: messenger RNA, 2381 nt
Organism: Capsaspora owczarzaki ATCC 30864
Lineage: Eukaryota; Filasterea; Ministeriida; Capsasporidae
Exons: 3
Coding region: 57-2270 (737 amino acids)
Source: RefSeq, a predicted model, not a curated record
UUUUUUUUUUUUUUUUUUUUUCAAAUUUCGGGUUGCUGUUGUGCUGCUGCUCAAUAAUGCAGUCGUCGUCGGGAGCGGCCUGCGCCCAGUGCAUCCAGCUGCUGGACGAGCACCGCGCACUCACCGAGCAACGCAGCGCCGAGGGACAGCGUGACAUCCAGCGACUGCUGACCGAGGCGAGGCUGGCGAAGGAGGCCGACGAGCGAUCGAGACAGGACUUGCGGCUGCUGCAAGGGAUUUACACGCGCCGCGUCGCACAGCUGUCCAAGGACAUUGACAUCCGACAGAUCAAGAUCGACCAGCUGAAGGCGGCGUUGCGGCGGCGGCGCGCAGGCGGUGGCGGUGGACUGUCCCUGCACGACCACCACUCUCAAGGCGUCCUGCUGAAUGGACUGAAUGGAUUGAACGGGUUGCUCCUCGAGGACGACGAUGACAAUGACAAUCACGACGACCACGGACAACCAGCGUGGAACAGUCAUAGUAGUGCCAAUCACGCUCCUCACGAGCUGGACAUUACCCACGAUAUUCCGGCGAGCAGCGACGAGGAUAGCGCAGAGGCAAGCCGCGAUGACAAUCUGCUCGAGGAGCUCGACGACUUGCAGCCGCAGCUCGAUCAUGCCGUGAAUGUGCCGCUAUCCGAUCAGCAUACGCGCGCAAACCGAGCAUCGGAUGGCGAACACCUCAACUUGUCGAGUGUCCAGCUGAACGCGUUGGGCAGCGACGGCACAGCUCACAGCAACGGCGCUUCUGGCUCGUUCCCUGACACGGCUGUGUCGCCACUCGUCUCGCUUGGGAUGGCCGAGUUUGCCAGCUUGCAGCAGUACAAAGCAGCGUGGGAAGAAUUGCAUGCACAACAUGCCGAGCUUGACGACAAGCACGCGAAUCUCAGCGCGCACUACGAUUCUGCCCUGGCCGAGUUGAAGCAGGUUGAAAGUCAGUGUGCCACGUUGAAGUCCGUGGCGGAGAGCCAGAAACAUGUCUUGAGCGCAAAGGAAGAUGAGUAUCGCAAGCUCGAGGCCCAACUCCAAACGACCGGCCGCAACAUUGCCACCUACCGAGGACAGAUUGAGCAAUUCCGCGCGACUGCCGAGCUGGGCAAGCAGGAGUUAUCCGAUGCACGGGCCGAAGCUGCCAAGCUGCGAGAGGAGUUGCGAGGAGUCCGACAGAAUGCUGAACAACGGUUGAACGACCAGCAAGCGCAAUUUCAAAAAGACGCCCAGAACCACGCGGCCAAAGUGCAAGAACUGCAGGAUGCCAUUCGUCAACAGGCAGCACAGCUGCAGCAACAGCCGGUGCAUGACGCAGACCAUGCACUUGUUCAGCAACAGCGGCAGCAACUCGAGCAGCUACAAACCCAACUCCAGCAGCGGCAAACCCAAAUUCAACGGUAUGAGGCGCAAUUUCAGCAGCAACAAGCCCAAAUGCAACAGCUGCAGCAGCAACUUCAGCAGCAACAAGCACAAAUUGAGCAGGACGGGGCAAAUCUGCAACAACAAGCGUCGCAAAUGGAAGAGCAUUAUGUCACAAUCCAGGAGCAACAAACCCUGAUUGGAGAUCUUCAAAAUCAACUGAAUCUGUACCAGGGAGAGCGCGAGCAACAAGCCAAGCAGCACGACAUUCAAAUUCAGCAGCUUCAAGCCAGCCUUAACGACUUGCAUGCCCAGCUGCGGCGACACCAAGUUCAAGAGCAAGAGCUGCAAGCCACAAUCCAACACCAGCAGUCGCAGUUGCAAGAGUAUCGUCUUGAACGAAAGAAUCAGUGGCAGCACUCGAACGGUCCUGAAGACGAGCAACAGCAGCAGCAGCAGCAGCAGCAGCCAGGUUUUGCAACGCCUGCUCACCACAGCAAGGAGGCUUCCCAAUGGGAUGCAAGUCCAGUGGCGACUCCUUCUGAUGUUCUGGCCAAACUUGACGACGAUCGAAGGCAACUCCGUGACUCAAUCAAAAAGUUCAAGCAAGCAAACUCCCCUCAAGCAAAGGCGCCGAAAAUUUUGACAACGCAAUCCCGGGUUGCCGACCAUUCUCCUCGUCAGCUCGCUUUCAAUCAAAUACUCAAGAAGAUGGCCGACCCGUCAAAGUCGUUACCUUCUGCUGAGCACUCGCCACUGUCGUCUCCGACAUUGCGUGCGCGGGCAGAGCAGCACCGUGUGGUCGAAGACUCCAAUUCUGCUAGUCUGUCAUCGCGAGGCUUGUUUGAUCAGCCGCACCUCAGCCUUCCCUCACACCAAGUUGUCGAGUAUCAAGUGGCUUCUCCAAGCGGGUUUGUGUAGAAUGAGAGCCAAAAUGAUUGUUAUUCAAUAAUUCUAUGACCCCCCGAUUUUGCUUAUUGGGGGUUUGAAAAACUCGAAUUCUUCGUUGAAGAUAUUUUUUUUAUAAAAGGG